ACCCAAAGACAACCUUUACAGAGAAAAUUUCAGGGCUAAAUGGUGCAGAAAGCUUGAAGAAAAAUCCCAUUUCGGCAACUUUUAUUCCAAUUGUUCGAUGUUUUAUAAUUCUUUGCUACUUGUAAUUGUUUGCAUAAUAUGAUUAAUAAAUGUCUAAGCGGAACAUAACAGCCGCCUCUUUGAUGCAUGGUAUUUCUUUCUUCUUGUUUCUGCCGAACAACCUGCAUAUGUUUAAAGCUGGGUGUUGAGAGUCAGAUAACUAUCUAAACCUCAGGAAGUGAGCGAUGUCUGCAAAUCUGUCACGGAACCUUUCAUGGAAGAUCAGGCUCUACCAGUCCAUCGUCUUUGGCAUCAGGAUCUUUUGCCGUUGUGAUGAUGGCAUCAUAAACCGGGGUACCAAGAACCUCUUUGACUUCAAAGCCCCUCCUUCCAGGGAACCGAUUAAUGGUGUAAGCACGUUUGAGACCACUGUUGAUGCUACCCACAACCUCUGGUUCAGACUUUACAUUCCCUCACACACAAAAGAUGGCUGUGGUAAAGUGAAAAUGCUGGUUAUCUUCUACUUCCAUGGUGGUGGCUUUACCUGGAUGAACACAAAUUCCAUUGGAUGUGAUAACUUGAGCAGAAGACUCUCUCGAGAAAUUCCUGCAGUGACCAUGUCAGUCAAGUAUAGGCUCUCACCGAAGCAUAAGUGUCCAAGCUAGUAUGAAGACGGUUUGGAUGUCUUGAAGUUCAUGGACAAGAACACUGGCGUAGAAAACUUCCCCACAUUUGCCUAUCUGAAACGGUGUUAUAUUGCUGGAGACAGUGCUGGUGAGAACAUAGCACAUCAUGUAGCAGUAAGAGCCUCUGAUUACCAGUUCAACAAUUUGGAGCUUACCGGACUUAUAGCAAUACAACCCUUUUUUGGCAGUGAGGAGAGGACAGAAUCUGAGAUGAAGCUAACAGAAACUCCAUUUAUUUCAGUGCAAGGGACAGACCGCUCGUGGAGAGCCUUCCUGCCAGAGGGGUCUGACCGCGACCAUCCAGCAGCAAAUGUUUUUGGGCCUAGAUCAGCAAAUAUUUCCACAUUAAAGUUCCCAGCAACCACUUGGAUCAUAGGAGGGUUAGAUCCAUUAUAUGACUGGCAAAUAAGGUACUCCGAUGGACUAAUUAAGUGAGGAAAAGAAGCAUUUCUAGUUGAGCAUCCAAAUGCUUUUCAGGUGUUUUAUUCUAUGUCAGACUUGCCAGAGUCCAAAUUGCUCA
This is a messenger RNA of Rubroshorea leprosula, 1245 nucleotides long. The record is from the annotation of a GenBank genome assembly. Lineage: Eukaryota; Viridiplantae; Streptophyta; Magnoliopsida; Malvales; Dipterocarpaceae.